AUGGCCCGGAUAUCGUCUAGGACCUAUAUCAGGCUGCAUGCCCUGUUCCAGGUCGUCCUGGCCGUCUACUUGACCUUCUCUCGCGAGUCCGUUGGCGGCUCAGAGCUGGUGUACAAAGUUCGGGACAGACUCAGGAUCGACAAUAUCCAGCCAUUCAACCUCCCGCGCUCGCCGUUUGCGUACUGCGGCAUCUUGCUCCUCUCCUUCGCUCUCUUUGACCUGACGCUGGCCAUCAAGCUGCCGACACUGAACCACGUACUGGCAGUGGCUGAGUUCAUCCAUCGCCAGCAGCUACGACAGCAGCAGGAGCGGCAGCAGAGAGAGUCUCUUCUUCAGUCUCGGGCGUCGUUGUCUUCGUCUACCGCACUACCUCCUCCGAUAAUAUCAAGAUCAAGACUGCCAUAUACCCGCCCACCAACGUCUCGAAGCUCCUCUGCUUCGUCCACGACCUCGUCUGGUUCAGGCUCGUCCACCUCUACCGAGCUCAAUGAAGCUGCUUUGAAGAUCACUGCCGAAUUCUCGUCACUCUACCGCCAGCUGUGCAUUCUCCUGGUCACGCUUCGGUCAUGGAUAUUCAUGAUCGUGUCAUUGCGGAUUUACCUAUCUCCUGACACAGAAUGGGGUGCUGCAUCUACGGCUGUGCCAUCACCAGCCACAAUAGUAGGAAUGCCGGCAACGAGCACUUUGGUUGCAGGCAGUGUCGCGACUCCUUUCCAAUCUGCGGCAGGAAAAACUAUUUUAUGGCUGGACCAGAACAUGCAUUUCACCAGGGCCGGACUCAGCACUGCAGCUGCUGUGUCUGGAUCUACACUGGGGUAUGAUGUCAAUGAUCUCAAGCGGAAGAUCGUACUCGGUUACGGGGUGCUUGAACUGAUGUUCUCAUGCUGGAUACUGUUUGCGCUUCGGCAUGAGAAGAAACAAGCUGAGAACCAACUUCGCUCUGUUGGCAUAGGCGUAGGUGCUGAUAUCAUUGCCGCUAUGCGAUGA
Molecule: messenger RNA, 987 nt
Organism: Nannizzia gypsea CBS 118893
Lineage: Eukaryota; Fungi; Ascomycota; Eurotiomycetes; Onygenales; Arthrodermataceae
Exons: 3
Coding region: 1-987 (328 amino acids)
Source: RefSeq, a predicted model, not a curated record